Caenorhabditis remanei is the source of this 450-nucleotide messenger RNA. RefSeq lists its product as uncharacterized. The transcript is spliced from 2 exons. Lineage: Eukaryota; Metazoa; Nematoda; Chromadorea; Rhabditida; Rhabditidae. The coding region runs from base 1 to 450 and encodes 149 amino acids. The record is from RefSeq and is a predicted model, not a curated record.
AUGUCGUCCGGUAAUUCGUCUUCUCGUCGUCAUCGUGGACCCAAACAAUCUCGUUGUUACCGUGCUCCCACUCCUGCUUCCUAUACUUCUACAUCGGCUAGUUCAACAGCAAGUUCGACGGCUCCCGUAUCUCCAAUGGUUUCGGAGCGUGACAGUGUUCGCAGCACCAGAAGCAUUGGAUCAUGCGUUUCAAUUGUGAAAAGUGCUUUGUGCAGCGUCGUAGCUCCGGAUCUCGAAAUCAAACAUGGUGAUGUCAAAAAUGUCUACCAGUUGAAAGACAAAGGAAGACUUGUUGUGAUCAAUCGUACCAAUGGAGAAAUCGUCUACAUGCUUCGUUGUGUGGAUGGAAGACGUGUAUUCAUUGAAAAAGGGGCUGAGGGAGCAUCUUUGAUCAUCACUAAUCCGAAAGGAAAAGUCAUCAAGUCAAUUGCUGCACAGUACCCUGCGUAG